AUGCCACGCUCCGAGGACGACGAGGUCAUCUUCAAGCUCGGCCUCGAGAACAUCAACAUGUUGUUCGUGUCAUCCAAGGUGCUCGUCUUCUUUGACCUGCAGUACGUCGGCCGCUUUUGGACGUCCUUCGAGCUGUGGCUCUCCCUGCGGACGAUCACGGCCAAUGGACUGAUGUCCACGCCAGCGGAUCAGCACAGGGCGCACGUGGUGUGCACGGGUGCUGCCAACCAGGCUGAAGCUACCAACCUGGAGGACGAUAUCAUCGUGACCAAUCAGGGCGACAAGGAUAUGCAGUUGGUGGUCUUGGAUGACCUUGCAAAGAACGCGGGUGGCCUCUACAAGCGGGCGGUGGCAGAAUCAGCAGUGCGAUCAGCCUUCGAGAUCGGGCAGCGGCGAGAGUGGGUCACCGCGGGCUCCUGCGCCGCAGGCCAGCUGCGUGGAGAGCUGGGGUGCGAGCAGAAGCCCGUCUCGCUCGCGCUGGUGGAACAGAGUCAGAUUCAGACAGGGUCCGUGGGAGAGCGGCUCGCGCGGGCGCCAGAGGCGGCCGUCUCCGAGGGCCUCGCGAGGCUGCAGGGCGGCAGCCGGCUGUCCGUUCUCUGCGUGGUGGGCGGCUUGGUCUUGACAGCUGUGGCCACUGUUGGCAGGCAGAUCACCGGCGCCAGGCGCCACUCGCUACCACGCGGCGGCCCGGGCGACUCGUACGCGCUGGCGCAGGAGGGCCCGAUGGAGCCGCUCACCGCCGGCUCCGACCGCGACUCGGAUUCCGACGACUUCUCUCCGCCCUCGGAGUCGCCGCUGCACGCGGUGGCGCGGCAGAUAGCAUUGUCGAGGCCGGUGGCGGGCUCGCGCGGCCGGGUGCCGCCGCCUGGGCAGAGGUACGCGCGCCUCGGCUCAGAGGAACUGCUCUGA
Messenger RNA from Prorocentrum cordatum, 909 nucleotides. Lineage: Eukaryota; Dinophyceae; Prorocentrales; Prorocentraceae. The record is from the annotation of a GenBank genome assembly.